Messenger RNA from Bufo bufo (common toad), 2747 nucleotides. It is a transcript of the gene NOM1, whose product is annotated as nucleolar protein with MIF4G domain 1. The record is from RefSeq and is a predicted model, not a curated record. The coding region runs from base 64 to 2580 and encodes 838 amino acids. Gene Ontology annotation, cellular component: nucleolus. The transcript is spliced from 11 exons. Gene Ontology annotation, biological process: ribosomal small subunit biogenesis. Lineage: Eukaryota; Metazoa; Chordata; Amphibia; Anura; Bufonidae. Gene Ontology annotation, molecular function: RNA binding; protein binding.
GUUCUGCAGUAUGGCGGCCCCCGUAUCCAACGUGGGUGAUGUGUUUCUGUAAGUAAGGGGGGGAUGAAGCGUAAGAGCGGUGGUCGGGGGGGACCCGACCAGAUAAAGAAGCUCCAGCUCUCCGUGCAGCAGUUCGUGGAGAAAGCUGAGGGCGGCUUGGAUGCUGAGACUGGUCCUGCAGAAUCCUGGGCCACUGGAGGCAGACCCAAGAGCCGUAAGGAGCUGAGGAAGGAGAAGCGCCUCUCCAAGAAGAUCCGAAGGAAAGCCUACUAUGAAAGGGACUUCUCAGGGAAACAAGGACCCCAGAAGUCUGCUGAGAAUGUACAGGGGGGACCCAAGGACAACCACCCGGCCACAAAGAAGCCACCGGCACCCAAAACAGCACCUGGGCAGGAGAGCAAAAAACAGCCGGUGAAGAAAGACACAGCAAAGCAGCAAGACAUCAAGAAGAAGAAGAAACAAGUCAGUAAAGAAGAAGCCAGGAAGAAGUCUCUGCUGGAGGCCAAUGAGAAAGAGGAGAAGGAGAUCAAGAGGCUGGAGAGGAGCCUGAGGAUGAACAAGAGGAAGAACAAGAGCUCCUUACCCCAGGCAUUCACUCAAGAUGGGCUGGACUACAUCCUGGGGGUCUUGGAACCAGGGGGGUCUACGUCUGGCCUCUAUGAUGAUGAGGAAGAGGAGGCAAACACCACAGAUAAACUGCACAAACUGUCUGAGCAUGUGGAUGAGGAAGGGUCUGAGGAGGAUGAGGGGCAUAUUGAGAAAGGGUCUGAGAUGGGUAAUGACAGUGAUGAAGGAUCAGACAUGGAGGAAGAUGAUGUGGAAAAAGAAAGGGGUUCCUUGGGGGAGGAAGAACUGUCAGAGGAAGAUGAGGCAGUGGAGGACCUUGAGGGUUCAGGAGAAGAUGCUAAUGAUGAGGAUCAGUCAGGAGGGUCUUCUCGGGACUCUGAUGGUGAAGAUGUGGAUGAGCAAGUUACUAUUAACAAGACUGCUCCUCAUCUGGACAGCAAGUAUGUCCCCCCUCAUCUGAGACAAUCUUCCGAGGCUGCGGAUGCAAAGAGGAGGGAAGAGCUGGAGAGGCUUCGGAAGAGCGUGAAGGGAUUGAUAAACAGAUUGAGUGAACCAAAUAUGGCGUCUAUCAGCGGGCAGCUUGAAGAACUCUACAUGACCAACAGCAGAAAAGACAUGAAUGAGACAUUAACUAAUGUUGUCCUCAGUGCCUGCAUCACUCCAGCCAAAAUGCCAGACCGACUCAUGAUGGAGCAUGUACUGCUCAUCAGCAUAUUGCACCAUACAGUGGGGAUCGAGGUGGGGGCGCACAUCCUGGAAACGGUGGUGAAGCAGUUCCAUGCCCAGUAUGAAGACAACACGGACAAUAAAGAGUGUGACAACCUAAUCACCUUCAUUGGACAUCUGUACAACUUCCACGUCGUUGACGCUCGCCUGAUGUUUGACAUUUUAAAGAUGCUGGUGUCCACAUUUACAGAGAGAAACAUAGAGCUCAUCCUGCUGCAGCUGAAAGACGUUGGCUUCGCUCUGCGAAAGGACGACGCUCUGGCUCUAAAGGAACUGAUCUGUGAGGCUCAAAACAAAGCCAGCGCUUUGGAUAAGAAAUUCCAGGAUCAAUCACGGGUUCGGUUUAUGUUGGAGAUCAUGUUAGCAUUAAAGAACAAUGAUAUGCGCAAGAUACCUGGUUAUGACCCUGAACCAGUGGAGAAACUACGUAAACUGCAACGCUCAAUGGUUCACAACAGCGCGUCCGGCAGUGACACUCGUCUCCGUGUAUCUUUGGGGAAUAUUCUGGAAGCGGACAAGGUUGGUCGCUGGUGGAUUGUGGGUUCGUCAUGGAGUGGAGCGCCUAUGAUUGGACAGUCCUCAGCAAAGGCAUCAACACAGGCAGUAGGAAAGGUCAGUGCGAAGAUCAUGGACUUAGCUCGUAAGCAGCGGAUGAACACGGACAUUAGGAGGAAUAUCUUCUGUGUUGUAAUGACCAGUGAAGAUUAUUUGGAUGCUUUUGAGAAGUUACUGAAGUUAGGUCUGAAGGAUCAUCAAGAAAGAGAGAUAGUCCAUGUUCUCAUUGACUGUUGUCUCCAGGAGAAAACCUACAACCCUUUCUAUGCCUUCCUGUCCAGCAAGUUCUGUGAAUAUGAUAGACGGUUCCUGAUGACGUUCCAAUUCAGUAUGUGGGAUAAAUUCCGUGAUUUGGGAAGUUUGUCUUCAACCACUUUGUCGAACCUCACUCAUUUCCUGAGUCACCUGAUAAAACGCAAAUCUCUGCCGCUCUCUAUCUUUAAAGUUAUAGAAUUCAGCGAAUUGGAUAAGAUUAAGGUCUCCUUCUUGCGUCAAGUUCUCUACAAGCUGCUGACGGACUCUGAUGCUGAUGAGCUUGCGGUCAUAUUUGGAAAGAUCUCUGACAACCCAAAGCUGGGGAUGCUUCGAGAGGGCCUAAAACUCUUCAUUAUGCAUUUUCUGCUAAAGAACGUCCGUGCACAGAAGACUGCACAGGAGGCGGAAUUGCUCACUCAAAAAGCCGAUUUAGCAGUUAAAGCUCUACAGGCAAAGGAGGGCAAGCUACGCCUAUAGAGGUUCAAUAUAGUGAAGAAAUCACACGGGUCCACGUCCUCUGUGUCCCAGUGAAGAGAAACCGUGGUGCGCUCCAACAACUUGUAUAUACUGAAUUAACUUUAAAGGUUUUAUGAUCACACAGCGUUCAUAAACUCUACUUUAUAACUUUAAAUUUGGAAAAGAAU